CGUCCUUCAUCAUGAGGACCAUCCUGCGGGCCGGGCAUUGGGGCGCCACUCCAUUGGUUCGAGUGAACCGGUAUGCAGGACACACCACACACCACACUCAUCAGACACACAUCCAUCCAUCCAUGACGGCCUCUUCCCUCUGUUCUCUUCAGGCAUGCCCACGGCGGUGUGCUGGACGGCCUCCUCAACCAGUCGCCCCACCAGCCGCCCCACCGAUGCACCGCCGUCAUGGCGGGCAGGUUGGACGAUAAGGUUCCCCCUGUAGAGACUCGGAUUCUGCUGCUGACGCCGUUCGACAGCCCAUUCGUCGCAUCGAUCGUUCUCCUCACACGUGCCAACAUUAACACAGGUGAGGCGUCACAGAUACUCUGGUGAUGGAGCCGUCCUUUGACGUGUGCUGAUUCGGUGGCUGCAGUGGGUGUGUAUGCCCUCACCAACGAGCCACCAGUAGGUGGUGCAUCGGCUGCCUUCAAGGACCGCCGGCCCGCCACCGCCCCGCUGGUGGGCCGCCCGCUGGGCAGCACCAUCGCAGACAUGGUGGUCAACCAGAAAGAGGCAACUAGGCAAUAAAGGUAGGUGAGUGUCGAAGUGAAAUGGGUGCUCCAUCUAUCUCUCUGUGUUGGAUGUGUAUGUGUGUUGUGGUGUGUGCAGGUGGGCGAGGCGAGGUGACGCGACGCGACGCCUGGUGGGAAGGGACUGGUGAAUGGGGGAGGAUAUGAACGACGCGGGCGUGAGGGCAGUCUGGGCAUGCCCAUGUGUGUGCCUCAGUUGAUUGGCCUGUGAGCCCAUGGUGGCUGGCAUGGCGUGUGGUGUGAAGGCGAGAGGGGGACUGUAGCUGGUGCAUGAUGCAUGGAUGGAUUGACACACGUCGGUCGAUGGACACUUCAUGUUUGACACUCAGCAAGUCUCACGGAAAACCCAUGUUCUUCCCUUUCUCUCCCCAGUCAGUAUUUUAAUCG
This is a messenger RNA of Vitrella brassicaformis, 959 nucleotides long. NCBI's taxonomy places the organism in Eukaryota, Vitrellaceae. The record is from the annotation of a GenBank genome assembly.